Messenger RNA from Neogale vison (American mink), 2959 nucleotides. It is a transcript of the gene FAM186B, whose product is annotated as family with sequence similarity 186 member B. Lineage: Eukaryota; Metazoa; Chordata; Mammalia; Carnivora; Mustelidae. The record is from RefSeq and is a predicted model, not a curated record.
AUGGAGAAAGACAGGCCCCCACAGUUGAUGACCCCUGCUUCAGUGAAAGCCAUCAUCUCAAGGAUUGAGGCUGCCCAGCUAACACGGGCUCAGGAGGAUAUUUCUUCCCAGCUCUCUGACAUCUUGGACAAUGUCAACUGUGUCAUCAACCGCUUCCAGGAAGAACUAGGGUAUGAUUUAAAAGAAAAGGCAAAAUCUGACCGGACAGAGCGAAAGGGCAAGAACAGAUUCAUCUUGCUGGAGAAAAUUGCCUCCUUCUCCGAAGACGCUAAGACCAAAGAGAAGCACUUGUACGAAAUUCUCCGCUGGCUGGGUGACUGGGGUGACAGUCUCACCUAUGAGCUCAGGAACAGGAAGGGUAAGGAGGAAGAGAAAGCUCUGGAUGAAUGGAUUGAGGUGAUGGAGAAGGUGUUACCUCUGUCCCUCAUUGCCACCAAAGGAGGCAUCGAGUCUCUCAUCUCCCUCUGCUCUACUCUCAUUGAAAGACAAAAGAAAGGGACACAAAUAUCCAAACACACCUUCUGGCAGGGCUGGUGGGAACAAAGCCCCCCCAGAUCUGCAUCCUACCCUCAGCCACUGAGCCCAGAGCAGAUGCUCCAGGACAAGCAUACUACAUGCAUGAAGGUCUCUGAGGUGAUGUCCAUGCUGCAGGAGCUCCUGGACUCCACCAUGUUCAACCAGGGGGAGAUCAGAGCCAUCCGGUACAUGUCUGCUGUGGUGGAGAACCUCAACAAGGCCUUGACCCUCCAGCACAAAGAGAACAGUAACCUAGAGACCAAAUACAGGAACCUGGAAGUAGAGAUGACCAGAGAACUCAGCAGCCAGAGGCUCUACUUCCAGAAUUCCCUCCAAGUUCUACAGAGCAAGAGGGAUGCCCUACUAAAGCAGGUGGAAAUUCUAGGGGGGAAAUACCAUGACCUUCUUCUGAUCAAGCAUGCCUUAGAGUUCCAGCUGAAGAAGGCUCAGUCUGCUAGAGAUCAAGCAGAAGAACCAGCCAAGAUCUUGAUCAACCUCCUGGGCCCCACUGAGAAAGAGACCCUCUCAAAGAAAGAAAGAGUCAUGGAGAAAACCCAGCAGGAGAGGUUGCUUAUGUCACUGCCCCCAGGUUUCAUGACCGAAGCCUGGGACAGUGGUACUAGGCCUUCAACGUCUCAGGCACUUUCCACCAUGACCACACAUGCAAGGAUUGCCGAUGUGUACAGCAGCAAGGACACUGAGUGUCUCCAGCCCAUCUUGCUAUCCCCAGUAGACAAGUUUCCUAAGAAAUGGGAAGGACUAGCAGCAGAGAGCCCAGGCCACCAAGUCAAAGACCAGAAGGAUUUCCAGAAAGCAGCCCAAGAGAAGGAAGGACUCCAAAUUAAGUACCGUGUUAGGAUGCAGCUGUCCCCGGAGAGCUCUAAGAAGGUGGCCUUGGAGAGCAAGGUGGAGCACUGGGAAGAAGAACUCAGCUGGGAGAGGCAGAGGCAGCAGUGGCUGGAGGAGGAGGCAAUGUGGUUGCAGCGGCAGAAGAAAUGGGCCCUGCUGGAGCAGGAGCAUCAGGAAAAACUGCAGCAGUGGGAGAUGGAGGUGGCGGCGAGGGAGCAGCAGCAGAGGCUGGGCCAGCAGGAGAAGGAGCACGGGGGCCCACAGAGAGACCUGGAGCGGUCGGGGGAGGACGUGGAGAGGGUGAUCUUCACGACCACCAGGCGGUGGAAAGACCUGGAGAAGACAUCCCUGGCACCUCCCCCAAGCCGGGCCCAGUCUGCUCACCAAGGCAGGAGGCCACACCAGCCUAGGUCCCCUAAUACCCCACAGCCUGCCCCCAGACACCAGAGGAACCUGCGUUCUGCCAAGUCUACCCAGAAACCAUGGGCCUCCCAGGUUCCCAUGAAGCCCAAGAAAUCAGCCUCCUUCCCUGUCACAGGGACAUCCAUCCAAAAGGUGUCCCGGCUUCCACAGCAUAUCUCCCCGGCAGCUCUUAAGGGCAAAGUAUACCACAUGGAUGCAGAGGCCCAGAGGAAGAACCUGCAGCUCCUGAGCAAGGAGGCUGAGCCGGGGCUGCCGCACUCACUGCGCAGCAAGGCGCUGGAGCUCACCACCACCACCAUGGAGCUCGGCACACUCCGGCUGCAGUGCUUGUGCCACAGGUACAUCCUCUACAGGCGCUUCCGGAGCCUCCGACAGGAAGUGACUGACCACAUACAAGUCAUGCGGGAAACUGGGACUGCCUACAAGGCCCAGAACCUGUACGUCUUCCUGGGUAACAUCGACCACCUGCAGAACCUCUGGCUGCAGGCCUGGGCAGACAAGCAGAAGGACCUGGAGGAGAAGCGCCGAGAGUGUCUGAGCAGCAUGGCGACCAUGUUCCCCAAGCUCCAGCUGGAGUGGAACAUCCAUCUGCACACUCCUGUGAUCACCAACCCAAAGUCCAGGAAAAACAAGCCACCCCCUUCCCUUCUCCGGCGCAUCCACUCCUGUGGCCCCUUCAGCAGGCAGUCCCCAGAGCACUUCGUGCCCAAGCCCGGGGAAUGUGCUCCCCUGCGCCCGGCCCGCCAGCAGGAGAACCAGAUGGAGGCCAUCUGGAGAACUGAUGUGGCCUCCUCCAGUCACCCAAUAGAAAAGAGGACUCCCCCCAGACUGACCUGGGACCAGUUUGGAGGAUGCCCUGACAUUCCCCGGCUGUUGGCCUUGGAUGUGCCUUCCUAUCGAAGAAGCUUACAGUCCCUCAAGACCUGGCUCUUGGCACUGGGCUUAAGGUGCCUAGUGGCUACACCUGGUCUGGUGAUGGUGAUUGGACUUUCUGGACAUCCUCUAGCAAGCACUCUGGCAAGCAAGCAGAGUGUCUUCCAGAUUCUUCUGCUUUGUCGACGGUUCAUCUCCUUGAAGGCAAAGAAGCUGUGGAUUGUCCAACCUGGAAAGCCAAGAGGUUUGGACACCAAGGAGAGAUAUCCCUCUAUGUCUGUCUCUCUGUGAUAUAUAU